Molecule: messenger RNA, 1355 nt
Organism: Raphanus sativus (radish)
Lineage: Eukaryota; Viridiplantae; Streptophyta; Magnoliopsida; Brassicales; Brassicaceae
Product: meiotic recombination protein DMC1 homolog
Exons: 15
Coding region: 141-1175 (344 amino acids)
Biological process (GO): mitotic recombination; DNA strand invasion; chromosome organization involved in meiotic cell cycle
Cellular component (GO): condensed nuclear chromosome; nucleus
Molecular function (GO): ATP binding; ATP hydrolysis activity; double-stranded DNA binding
Source: RefSeq, a predicted model, not a curated record
AAUUUUCAAAACUAAACGUCGUUCAUAGAGGCGAUUCAGUUCCGACUCCCGCCAUAUAAAACCCUAAGCAAAUCCACCCAUAGUCUCAAAUCCCACUCUCUCACACCCUCGUUUCAAGCUUCAGAUCUCCACAGCGAAAAAUGCUUUCAGCUCUCAAAUCCGAAGAAACGAGCCAGAUGCAGAUCGUCGAGCGAGAAGAGAUCGACGACGAUGACGAUCUGUUCGAAGCGAUCGACAAACUGAUCGCUCAAGGUAUAAACGCUGGAGAUGUUAAGAAACUGCAAGAUGCUGGGAUCCAUACCUGUAAUGGUCUGAUGAUGCAUACCAAGAAGAACCUCACUGGAAUCAAAGGUUUAUCAGAGGCCAAAGUUGACAAAAUCUGUGAAGCUGCUGAGAAGAUAGUGAACUUUGGAUAUAUGACUGGAAGCGAUGCUCUUCUCAAGAGAAAAUCAGUUGUUCAUAUCACUACAGGUUGCCAAGCUCUUGAUGAUCUCUUAGGAGGUGGAAUUGAGACCUCAGCUAUCACAGAGGCUUUUGGAGAAUUCAGGUCUGGAAAAACUCAGUUAGCGCAUACCCUUUGUGUCACUACGCAGCUGCCCACAAACAUGAAAGGAGGGAAUGGAAAAGUUGCUUACAUUGACACUGAAGGAACCUUCCGCCCUGACCGGAUCGUCCCAAUUGCUGAAAGAUUUGGAAUGGACCCAGGAGCUGUGCUUGACAAUAUCAUUUAUGCUCGUGCUUACACCUAUGAGCAUCAAUUCAACUUGCUUCUUGGCCUUGCUGCAAAAAUGUCUGAGGAACCAUUUAAGAUUCUGAUUAUCGACUCGAUCAUAGCUUUGUUCCGAGUUGAUUUCACUGGAAGAGGGGAACUAGCUGACCGCCAGCAAAAACUAGCACAGAUGCUCUCCAGGAUAAUCAAAAUCGCAGAGGAGUUCAAUGUUGCCGUCUACAUGACCAACCAAGUCAUAUCCGAUCCAGGCGGUGGAAUGUUCGUAUCAGAUCCAAAGAAGCCAGCAGGUGGGCAUGUUCUUGCUCAUGCGGUAACCAUCAGGCUCAGUUUCAGGAAAGGCAAAGGAGAGCAACGUGUAUGCAAAGUCUUUGACGCACCAAAUCUGCCUGAAGCCGAAGCUGUCUUCCAGAUUACUGCAGGAGGCGUUACAGAUGCCAAAGACUAGAGCCAGCCUCGAGGAGCUCUUUAUGUCUUGUUACUUUUUAUGCCUGCUUUCUUUCUAUUGUGAGUAGCCUUAUUUUACCCACAGGAUUUUACUUGGGAAGUUAUUUUCUUACCACGACUGAUAUUACAUCAUAUGCAUUCGCACUGAAGCAUACGUUUAUGAGUAUUUUUAUUAUUAUUA